This is a messenger RNA of Magnolia sinica, 852 nucleotides long. RefSeq names its product putative pumilio homolog 7, chloroplastic. The record is from RefSeq and is a predicted model, not a curated record. Gene Ontology annotation, cellular component: cytoplasm. Gene Ontology annotation, molecular function: mRNA binding. The transcript has 4 exons. NCBI's taxonomy places the organism in Eukaryota, Viridiplantae, Streptophyta, Magnoliopsida, Magnoliales, Magnoliaceae. Gene Ontology annotation, biological process: post-transcriptional regulation of gene expression. The coding region runs from base 59 to 661 and encodes 200 amino acids.
GGUGAAACGAUACUCUCCACUCAUUACAAGAGUGACAUCAGCUCUCGCUCCAGGAAUCAUGUCUUUGAUGAUCCACCCUUUUGGGUUUGGUGUUUUACAGCAUUGUUUAAUCCACCUAGACGAUCACCAAAAUACGUUCAUACAUGAAGCUGCCAUGGAGCAUUGCCUAACAUUAGGAACACAUGUGAAAGGCUGCAUCAGUCUCACAGAAUACCUCAAUCACUCAAAAUCUACGCGCAAACAACUCCUGUUGAAGAAAAUCACGGAGCUAAGUUUGUGCCUCUCGCAAGAUCCUUAUGGAAAUUAUGUUGUGGGUGCUGCUCUCCAGCUCGAAAUCCCAGAGGUCAUUUGCAAUAUAUGCCACCAGCUUAAAGGCCACUAUGUGCAUCUAUCAACAAAUAAAUUCAGCAGCUUUGUUGUUCAAAAAUGCCUAGUUCGUCGGACUGAGUUUGUGCUUUCGGAGCUGCUGGAAAGCGGCAAGCUAGGCCAACUUGCGUUUGAUCCAUAUGGGAAUUACAUCGUCCAGACGGCAUUGGAAAUGACAAAGGGUGUCCUCAAACUCCGUCUGAUCAAUGUUCUUCGGCCACAUUCCCAGAACCUUCAACUCCAUCUGCACGGACAGAGAAUCUUCCAUCUGCUUAGUGGAUCAGUGUGGAAAUGACCGAGCUCAAUCAAGACGGUGUGAGUAGUCUGUGUUUUGAUCGUGUGAAGAUGUACGUUUAGGAUUAGUUGCACAUGCACCUUCUGUUUUGGUACUGUCAAUUGAGUAUAUAUAUUUUUUUGUGUGUCAGUGUGAAGUGGAAAUCUCUGUAGAAAAAAGCUAUCAUUAUAUAUUUGUUUCAUUGUGGACAA